UAAGCCGCCUUUCCACCGGGGCGGAAAAUAGAAUCGUCGCAAUCGGUUAGCCAGCUACGGCAGGACACGCAAACCGGUCAUUCAUACUGCGAAAGUCGCUGUCUUCGGUACGGAAUUUUUAGUAGUUGUCUCUUCCCUAUCCAGGACCGUCAAACGUCUUGGAUACUCGCAUUUUCUUUUCUAUAGGAAAAACGUGCAGAAAACGUAAAAAACAACAGUUCUUAGCUGAAUGUGUGAUUUAAAAAUGUGUUAGUAAAAAGUGAAAAACCAAUUAUAAUUCUAAUUUCCUUCCGUGCGUGUUUGACACCCCUGCAUUAGAUUACGGCAAGUGCUGCGCAGAGCGAUCUGUCAAAUCGGAUCAAGCAAGUGUUGUUGUUGUUUCUGUUGCACUCUUUAUGUAAAUUCAAUCCGCUUCAAUCAAACCAACCCCGUCGCCGUAAAUCCGAUCGGAAAAUUUACCACAAUCAAAGCAAACACUAACUUCCCGUCUGGUUAGAGUCAUCACUCACCGGUCCACAACAUCCGCGUAGCGCGCUCGGUAUGGCCUGACACCGAGAUCGACAAGUUCCCGUUUCACUCGCCGCAGCCCUUGCUGAUGCUGCAUACGGACGCGAUGCAGCAUUAGACACGCACUCCCCUUAAAUCUUCUACCGGCAAGCAGGCAAUCGUUUUCAUAGCACAAGCACGACUCAAACGGCUCGCUUUCUUCCAGUGUAACCCCAUCAGCCACCGUUUACUGGCUUCACUGGGAUGGGAUACGCGCGAAGGAAUGUGGUCCUGUUUCUGCUUGCACUGAGUAUCAGCGUGCCGGAACUUGCGCUGCUAGUGGCAGGCCGCAUCGUCGGUGAUAAUGUUGCCAGUACGAACGUGCUGUACACCGACCUACCACCACUACUGUCGCAGGGUGCCGAUCAAACGACACCGAUGCAUACGGCCGUAGGUGAACCACCGAUGCCGGAGAGCGUUGGGCCUCAUCUUAGCAACCUUCCGCCGACCGUUGACCAUCAGCCGUCAGGUGGUGAGAGCAAUGGGGCUACGGAGUCAUCUGCCACCGUACCGAUGGCAUCGAGCAGUUCGCCCGUCUCCUCUUCGCUACCGAUCGGUGGCGUUACGGUUAGCUUAAGCGGCGGUUCGUCCACCAGUACCAGCAGCGUAAUUACGGCAACAACCUCAUCUACCGUGCCACCGACCACAGCUACCAGCAGUACGUCCAGCAGCACCAGCAGCAGCACGACACAAUCGUCGUCCACAGCAGCAACGUCGCCCGGUACAACGAACGGCGUGGGCGUUGCCCCGGUGGUCGCUUCAACGUCCAGCAAUGCACGUGCCACCGCCGUCCCAGCCACACCGUCGAUCGAAUGUUACCAUGCGCAGCCGGACCUGUGCGCAGAACGUAAGGCUAACGAUUGCGAGUGUAGCGUGGAUCCGCUCAUACCAGCCGCCCUCUACUGCUGCAACGUAACCGACAUCAAUAAGGCGAUCGGUUGCGUGACGAACGCACCGGAAACGGCCACCUGGAAGUAUCUGCACAUGCGUAACGUGACCGUGCGCGAGCUAGCCCUGAACGUGUCGAACCGGUACAUCAAAACGCUUCUUUCGCUCGCCAUUACCGACGGUACGAUACAGCGCAUCAGUACGUCCUUUGCACGGUUCUCGUCCCCGGUGUGUUUGAACAUGUCGAACAACAACAUCAGCGAGAUUGAGCCGCGCGCCUUUCGCGAACUGCGCAACCUUACCAUGCUCGAUCUGUCGUACAACAAUCUGUCCACCAUACCGUCCACGAACGGGAAGUUUCGGCUCGAUAUACGAGGUAAUGUGGGGAUGCUGUGCAAAUCGCUGCUCGAAUCGCUGAAGAGUGGCGUUAAGUUUAAGGAUCCGGAAUCGACCUUCUGCCUAACGAACCGCACCUUUAACUGGUUCAACUCCACGGACAGUUUGCCGCUGCAUCAGCUCGAAACGAUACAGCGCGUGCAGGACGAAUGUCCGGAGAACUGUACCUGCGAGCUGGACCGGUUAAACUUCGAUCUGAACAAUACGGAGCGGAAAACGAUCACGACGCGUGUGGCGUGUACCGGGCUCGGGUUGACUAAGUUUCCCGAUCGGUUGCCGGCCGGCACGGUAACGCUCAACAUCUCGAACAACAAUAUUACCAGUCUCGAGGCGUUAAAUACGGCCCCGUACCAAUCGCUGCUCCGGUUGCACGCCGACGACAAUCAAAUAAGCUCGCUGAGCGAUCUGGAAGGGAUGGACUUCAUUUCCCGCUUUACGCUGUUCUCGAUCCGGCGCAACAAGCUGAAAACCGUCCAAUCGUACAUCUUCACCAAAUCGCUCGAUCUCGGCUCGUACAUCUUUCUCGAGGGCAAUCCGAUGACGUGCGACUGUAACGCGGCGAAAGGGUUCAAAAACUGGCUGCUCAGCCGCAAGGCGCAGGUGCCCGACCACGAGAACAUCUUCUGCGAGGGCAACACGAACCUGCCGCAGCUGGUUACGAUACAGGAGAGCAAGCUCUGCCAGUCGCAGCACGACUGGACCGACUACAUCUACUAUCUGAUUGCGACCGAAAUUAUGCUGCUGGUCGCGCUCGUCUGCAAGGUGUCGUACGAUUAUUGGGUGUUUAAGACCGCCGGCUAUCUGCCCUGGCCGGCAAACAAAAUGCCCAAACUACCGUGCGAUUGUCUGUGCGAAUAAUGCGUGCGUGGGUGUGUGUGUGUGUGUGCCAACUGUAACAAAACACAAGCAAAGCAUGAAGAUGAGAUCCCAUUUUUAAAUGUCCACCCUUUACAAUCUAUCUCUCUCUCUCUCUUUCUCACUUUCAUUGUGUCUCUCAUCAACUGUGAUAGUUAAAACGAAACAAAAACGAAAAGGAUUUCUGUAUCGCGAUACCUAUACCCUCCCAUAUUUUAUUAAUUCCCACUCGGUGUGUUAGUAGUGUACAUCGAUUGGUUGUAUUGAGGGGAAGAAAAGAAGAAGAAAAUCAUAUCCGUCUUUUAAGAGAAAUAAACUUAAAUCGAUAUAUUUUAUCAGGAA
Molecule: messenger RNA, 3027 nt
Organism: Anopheles stephensi (Asian malaria mosquito)
Lineage: Eukaryota; Metazoa; Arthropoda; Insecta; Diptera; Culicidae
Gene: hfw
Product: protein halfway
Exons: 6
Coding region: 751-2688 (645 amino acids)
Cellular component (GO): voltage-gated potassium channel complex
Molecular function (GO): potassium channel activator activity; voltage-gated potassium channel activity; transmembrane transporter binding
Source: RefSeq, a predicted model, not a curated record